Paramuricea clavata is the source of this 17773-nucleotide messenger RNA. Lineage: Eukaryota; Metazoa; Cnidaria; Anthozoa; Malacalcyonacea; Plexauridae. The record is from the annotation of a GenBank genome assembly.
UUAACCUUAAAGUUAAAUAAUUGUUUUAUCUUCAGUUGGUAAACUGCUUUCCCUGGAAGUAUCGAAGUACAUCUUGUUGAAUGUCGGAGAUGAGUUUUGUAAGUUGGUGAAAAAAGAGGAAGAAGUAUUCUCCUGGGACAUCAAGAAGGGUGAGGAAGUAUAAUUUUUUAUAAUAUCAGAGAGCUUAAAAUAUGGUGAAUGUACUACACAUACACACUACAGCAAAACACACACGCUAUGUUUAUUGUCAGCAAUAGGGGUAGAAACUAUGGAUUCUUAGGUGAAAAACAAAUUUAAACUGUGACAAGGAACUUAUUAGAUUUAAACUGGUAACAAAUUUGAAAGUAAAACAUAACUGUUUUUCGUCACAUCCGCGUACUAGAUUAAGCAGAUCUUAAACUCAGUACUGGUGGGUUUCAGCAGGCCUUAAAAUAUCGGUCGGUCACGGACAUUGUCCGAGAUAUCCGACCCAUUCGUAAAAUUCUCCGACGUCGAGAGGAACAUUCUGGCCGACCUAAGUGAAACUGAAAUUUAUUGUUUGUCCAACCCAAGUGAAAUGGUGUCCAACCUAACUUUAUCUUUUCCAACGUAAAUCAAAAUGUACCCUAGUCUAUGACUAGAGGCUCGCAUGUUAAAUGGAGAAUUAGAGUAAUGUAUAAUCCAAUGCGAAGUGUAAUCAGUGUGUAAUUAUUAUAUGCUGACGGCUUGUAUUUUUAUUUUCUUUUGUUUGCAGGCACUGUUGCGUGGAAACGCGCAGUUCGUGGUAUCCGUGAGAUGUGCGAUGCUUGCCAGACAACGAUAUUUAACGUUCACUGGGUUUGCCCGAAAUGUGGUUUUGGUGUCUGCUUAGAUUGUUACAGGACAAAACUGAAUAUGGCUGUUAGCUCAGGUAUUCAUGUAUUCUUCUUUCUGCAUGAUGUGGUAUUCAAACGUAGGAUAUAGCUUAGGCUCCAAUGUAUGUAGCGACUUAGGCCAUCUGUUUACAUUGUAUCGGAUCACUUUGCGUCCGACGCAAAAACCAUACCGGAUAGGGCUUCUGUUUACAUGUGAAAUGUUGUUAUCGUCUCAAUUUCUGCAACGAACCGGUGGUGCGGCGGUUCGCUCUUCGAAGUGGUGCGCUGUGUAUCGGAUCGGUUUUUGCAACGCUCUCAUUGUGAUGUAAACACCAAUCGGAGCAAUUGUCGGUUCAAUGCGUGACUCAAGAUGGCGUCUAGCAAACAAAAACUUGCUAUUCUAAUCUUAUUUGCAGGUAUAGCUUGCUCACUCUUUUAAAUUGUCUGGAAUAUCGUUGUAUUUGGUAAAUAUAUACAAGCAAAUACGACGGCACAGAAGGGCGGGGGGCGAAGCUGCAUUUACACUUGGGCCGUAACGUUUCUCGAACGAAGCAAAAACAGAUCCGAUACAAUGUAAACCACGGCUUUCAAGAUAAGCCGGCGGCCACCGGAGUUCCAGCAAGUGCCACGAGGUUCACCGCCGGUUACUUUGUUUAGUACUUGAAUUAUCAAUUCUGCUCUCCCUCCUUCAUUCUAAGCUUUCAAGUUAUUUUUCCUCAACCUGGUCUAUACUUUAUAGCCUGGUUAUAAUUUUCGAAAAUGACAUACUAUUUCGUAAAACUGAUUUAGUUAUUUGCCAUCUUAAAUCUUGAAGUUAUCUUGUUGAAGAAUGAAAGUAAUGAUACAUUAUAAUUUGGUUACACAGUUCAGUUGUGUUGCUAUCUAAUCAAUAUACACUAGUUAAUUUGGAUGACUUUAAGACCCCCUAGACCGCCCCCUCCCAGCAGCCACCUACUUUAUCAAAACAGACACCUACUCAGAAUAAUUCUGAAAGCCCUGGUAAACAUGGCCUAAAUCUUAGGUCUUUAAACUUUUUUCCCAAACUUGGCACAGACACGUUUGAGUAACUCGUGUAAUAAGAAAAAUUCAAGGAGAACUUCGACGUUUCGGGACCGAUGAAGGGCCUUGACUUCGAAGUUCUCCUUGUAUUUUUCAGGUAGUUGUAUCCCUAUCAGUCAGCAGCGUUCUUUAAAAAUAAUCACUUUGUCGUUUCGAGACAUUUUUGGUCGGGAGUUUAGUACUGGCUUGCUCGGGCAGCUUGUUCUUUGAACUUCUUUCUUGUAGUUGAAAUGCAUGAGGGGACGUAAUAUAAAAAUAAGCUGAAAGUAGUUUAUUAUUUUUAGCUGAAGCUGGCCGAGCUAAGAGAUUUUUGUGGGUGCGAUGUUCAGCAAACACCGGUCAUCGUCCUCAACGCUUGGUUCUCACUCAUAUCAUUCCGAAAAAAAGUGAGUAUCAUCAUCAAUCAAUUUUAUUUCAAACAAUUUUCAUUGUUGGUAAUGUUUCAUCGUGAGAGCACUUUCAGGGGACGUCCUAGAAAGAAUCGGUACCCUCUCAGUAUUUGAAGAGUCGUUUAAAUUUUCACGAUUAAUUAAUAACGUAUGAUUUGCGGUGAUAGUGGAAGGGUGCACCCCCUCUUACAAGAUAAGCAUGGAUCCGCCCCUGAUUCGGAUGACAAUUAAUUUGCGCAUACUAUUUAGCUGUUAUUAUUGUUAUAAUCAUAUAUAUCUACAGUUUAUUUACCCAUGUCUCCCACGAGUUUUGCCCUGUAUAGCUACCAAUAGUUAUAAUUAUAUAAUGGGUUAGUGUUGAACCUAAAUAUUUUUAAAAAAUGAACCCUAAAGGAAUUUACUGCGUGUAUACAAGAAGUUAUCGCAGGGCUUGCGUUGAUUGUGAAGUUUAAUCCACCCUACCCUGGGUUCCAGAGGCUUCAGAGAGUUUCCUAGAAAUCCACCCAAAACUGAAAAUUAACCAUCUAUCAUUCUAGCUCUACAUGAAGUUGGUGAGCAGUUGCAUGAAGCUCGAGAGUUCUGGGGGAUUGGUAAAAACUGUCCUUGUAAAAGUCAAAGAGAAGAACUCAAGGAUAGCGCUACGAUAAAAGAGCUUCCCGACGAAGACCAGGACAUUGUCGUUGAUGUCGUUGGUGACGAUCUUUCCUUACAGUCACAAGGUAUACAUUGCAUCAUAGUAUAAGACAAAACUCAACCCAUGUUUAUCUUGAAACUCAAGGUGGGAGUCAAAAUAAGACGAGAAUGUGUUUGUGAUAUUUCGAUUUUAUUUAAAAUCAUCAUCAGACUAACAGUUAGUUUGAUGCAGGCUUUUAGCCAGAAGGGCGUCCUGGGACGCCCCUAGAACGAAAAGUGGACGCCUUUGGACGCCCAAAUUCUGGGGGAAAAGGGUAAUUAUUUUCAAUGAUUUCCCUAAGUAUAUAAUAUAUCCGAAACGAAUUAGCUUCAAUUCUCAUUAUUAUUAUUAUACAUUUGACAUUUUGAUCAAUUUGAUGGUGUACCUGGCUGAAUGAAAAUGUCGUAGUUAAGUAAAGAAGCAUAGCGGCACAAAUUUACAAAGCCAAGUGUGUUUGAAAAUUUCGAACGAACUCGGAACAGAUACUGACAUGAAGUAACGUAAACUUCAAAUGUUUUCCAGAGGAACGUUUUCUCGAACCCCUCUUUACCGUAGAUGUAUCGUUAUACCAAAAUGGACGGCCUCUUUCCAGACCCUGGCUAAAAGCCUGGUCUGAUGACGACUAACAGUUAGUCUGAUGAGGAUUUUGAAAUAAAAUCGAAAUAUCACAAACUCAUUCUCGUCUUAUUUUGACUCCCAUCUUGAGUUUCAAAAUGCUACAUAAUCUUCUGAUUGUGUGUGUCUUAUAUAUUUUUUUGAAUUGUCGGCUGGAAUUGGUUAUUACAUCAUAUUUAAGAUGUUCGUAUCGUUGUCGUUCUUUUAAGUUUUGUUUCGGGUAUAACCGCCAUGAGAGAAAACGUCGACAAUGUAUUGUUAGAGUGUUAUCAUAAUUGUAUUGUCUUUGCUUAUUUCAGUCACAAUUGAAGCAACAGAGUCCGUGGAACAGAAUUCUGAAAUACCAAUGGAGAUUGAGAGUGCGAAAAUUUCUGAAGAGGGGAACGAACCAAUGAUAACAAGCAAAGAUGCAAACGAGAUGCUUAUCAAAACUGAAAUUCAAAACUCGACUGAAAGCGAGACGCUUGAUGUUCAGUCAGAGGAUGCUGGAAAUAUAUUGCCCGAAUCUAAGGCUAGCGAAACACCCGAAUGUCAGGCAGGAAAGGAACCUGAAGUUGGGAAGAGUGUAGAAUUAGAGCAAGAGUGCCAUACUGACAAAUCACCCGAGGACGAGAAAGGGCCUGGGUGCAAAGAUAACAUUCUCCCUGCAAGUCAGAAUAUAUCAGCCAUAUGUGAGGCUGACAAACCGCCCGAAAGUGAGGUUGAUAAACAGCCUGAAUGUGAUGAUAACAAACCCCCGAAAUCCAAGGCUUGUGAAGAAAAGAGUAGUGAUGUGAGAUUAGUUGGAGAUGACAUUGGUGCUUUGAGUUUACUCAUGGAUUAUGAAUCACCUGUAUCCUCUCCGAUGCCCUCGCCAGUACGAGAGAUAGAAGACGACACUGAGAUUAGUCCAGGUAAGUCACGCUCCAUGUGAUCAUGUGUAGGAGUGGCUAUUUUUUAUAGUAUUUUAUGUACUGUUUAAUAAACGAGUAGGAGUGUUUUAUCAGAUAUAAAGAUAGGAGGCGAACCCGAGUAUGUAUCUUUAGGUCUGAUAAAACACGCACUAGUUCAAAAGUAAUACCAUGAAAUGUUUAUUUUGUAUAUUCUUUACAUCCACAGUGGAGGAAACUCUCUUAUCACGACCCCACGCUACCCACGGAGAGUCUUCGGCAACGACCGACCCAGCUUUGGCAAUGACCGACGCACCUUCGACAAUAACCGACGAAACUUUGGCGAUGACUGACGAAACUUCGCCAAUGACCGGCGAAACUUUGGCAAUGACCGGGGAAACUUCGGCAACGACCGACGAAACUUCGGCAACGACUGACGAAAUUUUGGCAAUGACCGACGAAACUUCGGCAAUGACCAACGAAACGUCGGCAAAGAUCGAAGCAUCACACGAGGACAUCAUUGCUCGUGUUGAAGCAAGAACUACCGAUGAGGUUCCGGCGCCACACUCGUGGAUAUGUCGUCGCCCUAUGUUGCGUCUUCAUAACGCUCAUCACGAAGGAAAUCUCAUGGCUUUUCAGUCGAGAUGGCAGAAAGGAGAGGUAAGUAAGGAUAAGGUUGGAUAUAAUGUGUUAAGCAUGGGAAUAAAGGGGAUAGAACGGAGAUUUUUGUGAAUGAAUUUAUGAUUACAGUAAUCGUGCGCGAGUUAAAUCAUUCUACAUUUAUGCUCACUGAAUUUUCUUUCAGCCAAUUCUUGUGAGUGGUGUGGAUAAAAACAUGACCAGUCAUCUAUGGACUCCUGAGGGAUUUGAAAAUGAAUUUGGUAUGAAAACUUUCCUUUGUUCUUAUUUGGAGUUGCGUAUUAGGUGUUUUAGUACCACCGCUAACUAGAUUACCGAUGUUAGUAACUGUUGGACCAUAACGAUUGAGAAUGAAUAAAAUAUUAUGAAACGCUAUAAAUUUUAUGAAUAUCAAGUGUUUUAUUAAAAACAGACUUUGACAGCUAUGGCCUAAAUAUGUUUAUACUUGGUAGCUUUAUCAGUUCUAUCUAGAGUUCAGUAGACCAUCUCUUUAAUUUAUAGCCUACCAGUGCUAUAUUCAAAGGCUUUCAGAAAUUAUGGGGUAAUUGCCGCCUCUAGUGUCCGCCAGUGACAAACACGCAAAUUAUGCGUACGACUAAAAUAUGUAACUGCAUUUAGGUUCUGAAAAAGCUGAUGUUGUGAACUGUAAAACUGGUGGAACUCUGGAAAAAAUGGAGAUUGGGACGUUUUGGCGAGGAUUUGAAAAUGUUAAAGGUAAUUUAUCUUUGCGCUGACAGCUUUAAAUAAUACUGGACAAAUCAGUUGUAGAUUUCCAGUUUCUGGAGUGCUGAUGAGAGUGCAUGAUAGUUUUAUCAUGUUCAUUACAGGGGUGGAUGUACUAGGGGGGGUGGGGGUUCUCACCCUCUUAGCCUUGGAAGAAGGGCUAACAAAUGGGGUGCUAAUUUCCAUAUCAAAUCAAUGUUUUGGAUUUGAAAAAGCAAUGACAGAAACAAAAAUAAAAUAGAGACAAAAUAAGUUGCAACAUGAUUUUGAAAUGGUCACGCACAAUUACAGACUAGAGCCUUGCUACCAUAGCUCUCUUUAGUGAUAAUGCACUUGAUCAACGGUUGCAUCCUGAAUUGUGACCAAAGCUCGCACGCCAUGCCAGAUCAGGCUAUAUAUUGAUCGCUGAUUCAUCAAAGUGCUUGCACCUUGAAUAAAAAUGUAAUUCAUUAAGAAUAAUAGUGAUUCAUUGCACCUUUUAAAUUUUGACAAGCCAACUGCGAUAUCUGACAUGUAAUGUUGUUACCAUUUGAAUGCACUCAAAGUCUAAAAAGUAAUUUAUGUUUUCUUUUAGACCGUCCACUUGACAGUAAAGGAGAGCCAACACUUUUAAAAUUGAAGGUAGGGUAGAUUUUAGGAUAAUGAAUAAUAUAAACCAUAUAGGAAAAUUGGUUAAGUCAAUUUCGGAUAAGGUUAUAUAGCGCAGAAUAAAUCACAGGAGAUAUUAGCUGAAGAAAUGUACUGUGAACUAAAGUGAUCUCCAGUUAAAUAUAAAUAUAGAGCACUAGUUUACAAGGGACUUCUCAAAUAUGGUUCCCAAUAUGUGACUUAGUUGAGUUGUGAGUUGUGCAAGCCUAAAUCUGAUAUACUGUAAUGCUCUGGUCUGCGUCCCUUUAAGACAUAAAUGUUCCAUUUGCGUUCAUAAGGUUAAUAAAUGUUUUUGAUUUAGUGUCAAUUAAAUGGUCCACAUCCACAUUUAGUGUCAAUUAAAUGGUCCACGCCGGAACAAAUUCUUAAUAACUUUACUAACCAUUCCAUAAACUACUAUUUAAAUAUGGUCUUGUAUUUCUUGUUUUAAUGUAAACUUUCGAACAUUAUGCAAAGACGGCUAUACUGCUCUAUAGUGAAAAGUGAUAUCGAGUAUAAGUUCAAAUAAAUAAUAAUGGAAAUAAUAUAUUUGUGUUAUGAUUUUUAAAGGAUUGGCCUCCUGAGGCGGAUUUUGUUGAGAAAAUGCCCACAAGGUUAGUAGAUGUUGGUUUUUAGGUGGGUAAAUUAUUCAAGGGGGAAAGCAUGGCAAGGACAGUUAAGUGGAGAUGUUGUUUAUAUGUUUUUAGAUUCAAAGACCUAAUGGAUGCUUUGCCCUUACCCGAGUACACAAGAAGAGAUGGAUCCCGAAAUCUUGUUUCAAGGUAAACUGAACUAAGUUAUACUAAAUUUCAUAUAUGUAAAAUUACACUAAGAGAGAACCCGAAUAUGUGGAGAAAAAUCUGCGGCGUUUGGUAUAGGUUUAGUUAGCAACAGGAACGCGAGGUUUGGGCCACAAACACUCCUUGUGAUCUCAAAGGUGGAAGCGAAAAUGUAGAAAGAUGAAAAAUUCUUAAUGUCGAUUAUUUUGUAUCCUAGAUUGCCAGAUUUUUUCGUCAAACCAGAUCUGGGACCAAAAAUGUACAACGCUUAUGGUAAGUAUGUUUUACAUAACAGUAGUUCGAUUAUUCAACUGGUAAACAAUGGGACGACUUACUAAAAUUUAUUGAAAUAAUAUUUACGUCACCUUAUCAAACUUCACUCCUGCCCAGUUCUACUACGUCAUGUUAGGUGCAAUAUAGUGGAACGACACAGAUCUUAUGGCAUGUGUAAAGGCCCAUUUCCACUCAGGAAAAUUUUCCGCAGAAAGAAAAUUUUGUGAAAUGUGAUUGGCCGACACAAAUUUUCCGUCCGAAACAAAUUUUGAAGUUGAAAAUUUUCAACUUUUAACAAUGAUAGUUUCGGAAAAUUUUCUGCCCGUGGAAAUUUUGUUGAGUGGAAAUGCGCAUUAAAGGCUAGUUUCCACUCAGGAAAAUUAUCCGUGGAUUGGAACGGACAAGAAAAUUUUUCUUUGUCUUGUGAGCUCUGGGUUGGAACUAAUGACUAAUAACACAAAGAAAAAUUUUCUUGUCCGUUCCAAUCCACGGAUAAUUUUCCUUAGUGGAAACAUAGCGCCCUGGUGGAAACUAGCCUUAAGACACUAAAACACUCCUUCUCGUAUUUCUUUACACCAGGCAAUGCAGCAUUUCCAAGUGCGGGUACAACCAAUCUUCAUAUUGAUAUGUCUGACGCGGUUAACGUUAUGGUAAGUUAUUUGCAUAUACUGCAGGUGAUUGCUUGCUUUCCAGUGCACUUUGGAAAAAGGAAGCGUGGUUGAUUACAUGGAGCGUUUUCAGCCUGGGCUGAGUUUCAUCCCCGUUUCCCAGGCUGAAAUUUCAGCCCGGCCUAAGGAUAAAAUCCUAUUAAAACACGGCAAACGAUUACAUGACAGAAAUUUCAGCCCGGGCUGAGGUUUGAGCCCAGAUGAAGCUACGUACCCGGGCUGAAAAUUUCACCCCGGUUGACCCAUAGAUAUCUUUAUACACUAGAUAGCGCAUCUCUUUUAGUAAAAUUGAAGCCAAGAAUAUUCCAGCGGUUACCCCCAUUUGAAUAGAUGGCGGCCAUGUUUAAAUUCCCUGUUUAAAAAAUAGAAAACAUACGAAUCUUCUCAUUUCAUGGGAAUAUCCUGAGUCUGCAAUCACGGCUUCAAUUUUUGAAUUACAGAAUAAUUAGAUGCACUAUCUAGUGUAUAUAAGAUAUAUAUGGGUUGACCAGGAUGAAAAUCGUCAUGUAAUCGAUGGGAAAUUUCACCCCUGGUUGAAAAAACAGCGUUUAAGUGGCUUUAUUUCUGUGUGUUCUAUUUUUGAAUGCAACCACAGUCUGGCAGAAGUCAAAUAAUAGACAUGAACAACAUUUUGAGACUUGACGUUUCACCCCGGUUGAACUGAAAUGCUAACUCAUUUGCCAUGUAAUCGUGAAGCAAUUUCAGCUUGGUUAACCGUGUUGAAAUUCAGCCCGGGCUGAAAACUCCUCAUGUAAUCGCCCCUAAGCAUUUCAAAAAGUAACAAAACUGCACGAGUUCGAAAGACGAGUGACAACCCUUGAAAGGUGCUAUACCCACCGUAGAGCCCCCUUCAGCUGUUACAGAGGAACUUGCAUGAUUUUUAAACAGGAAUUCCCUAUGCUAAAACUUCAUGUAAGCCUCUCCAAAGGCGUGAAAAGCUAGAGUGACAACCAGGCUAAACGUUUCGCUACAGGUAUAUGUCGGAGUUCCAUUUGAUGAGGCGUAUGGCGAACAGGAACGCAGGGGUAAGUGAGGAAACUUGUUGUUAUAUUUGUACCAUUUUCAACAGUUGUAGAAUUACAUGUCCCGUGUAUUGUCACUAUUGUCAACAGUUGUAGAACGCACAUCUCCGACCACUGAUCUAUAUAAAUGGGUACGAGUCGGGAAUUACAUGCCCCAUGUAUUCUGAACUAGUGUGAUUGUUUUCUAGAUUCUAUUGCGUGUAUUGACGGAUCUUGUGAUGAAACUCAACAAUAUCGAGCGCGAGGUAGAGCAGAGAAAUUGGUGAGUCCGAAACCUCUCCUCAGCGAUGUGAUUUUGAAUUAUAUAUUUUAGUCCGGAAUGAGAUAGUUGUGUGUUUUGAAAAUGAACUAAGGUGGCGUCGAUCGCAAACCACCAUGACCAACACAUUACCUUGCACAACUAUCAUUAGGCCAAAAAAAAUAUGUGUGUUUCCAGUUUCCCAACCCUACCUUGCUUUUGGACGCCGAAAUCCCGACCCUAAACUUUUUUAUUGGAUCAUGUUUGUAAGUGUUUCCAUUUAGAGGAAAAUGGAAAUUUGAAGCAAUAUUAGGGAAAUUUAUCUUUGGAUGUGGGAGUACUGAACUAAAGAAACAUGGCGUCCGGUUGUCAUAUAUGCAUGAAGAUUUGCAUGAACUCUUCAUAGGAAAAUUAAAAUAAAAGUUUAGAAAAAAAAAAGUUAAAACCGACCUACCCUACCUAAGUUUUUACAAGAAGAAAUAGGAAACCCACAUAUUUUUUUCAGAUCACUUUCAUAAUAGACAUGCAUAACCCUCUCGUUCAGGUUUUAUUACGUUUUAGUCACAGAAACAUUCAUUCCUAAGAUGUAAACUCCAUUAUAAUUACAACUUGUUAUCCAUUUCCAACGUAGGGAGCGCUGUGGCAUAUAUUUGCAGCCGAAGAUGCGAACAAGAUUCGAGCUUUGUUUCACAAGGUUAGAAAUUCGGCUUCACUCAUGUUCAUUAUACGUGACAACCUUGAUAUGUUUAUGACCAACUAUGAUUUAUUUCCACCAGGUUUGUCGUGAAAAGAACAUGAAGUACCCGGCUAGUCACGAUCCCAUACACGACCAGGUCAGUUGUACACGCGUAAAAAUUGAGAAAAUCAACAACCUGUUGCAAGUUGAUAUCGACAGGCGUGAACAAGGUUGUGCGGCCCACUAUGAACAGUAUUGUCAACAUGUUGUUACAGCAUUGUUCAACUGGAACAACUUGGAACAACAAGGUUGACAACUUGUUCAUAGUUGGCCGCACAACAUUGUUCACGCCAGUCGAUAUCAACUUGCAACAACCUGUGCGUUUUUAGCCGUGUAUUUCUCCCCGGAGUACACACCCUCCAUCUGGGGCCAGUUGUAGUUAGUGCAAAUGUUAACCAAUUAGAAUCGCGUAUUCUCUGGAGUUGAGUACUAUUUCACUAUACGAAAUGGGUAAUUGUGGGGCUUUGGUGGGGCAGUCACCAGAGCAAGUGCCUUUCACCUCUGAGAUCGUGGGUUUGAUUCUCACUACGGACUCAUGUGAAAAGAGUCAGUCAACAAUCUGCCGAAAGGCGUGGGGUUUCUCCGGGUGCUCCGGUUCCCUUCCACAGGGAAAGUUGACAGGGUGGGUUAGGAUAAACACAGUUAAGCUACGUUUACACGCUGCGAUUUGUCGGGCCGAUUUUGGUAAAUUAUCGAUGCCCCUUCUUCGACAUUUAGCGAUUUAAACGUUCAAUUGAAGCUGUGCGCUCUCUCGUCUGUUCAUAUUAUAGUUUUCUGCGUGCGAAAAGUUUUCAACAACUUUACAACGGAAGAAAAAUCGUUGAAUCGUGAGAAAAAUCUGUGGUUUUGUUACAGAUUUUUCUCCCGAUUUUGUGAAUCGCAAGGUGCUGACGCGAGUACUCACGACAGGUUAUUUACAUACAGCGAGCAAAAUCGGCCCGACAAAUCGCAGCGUGUAAACGUACCUUUAGGAAAGUAAUAUCACAAUUGUUGUAAAGAUAAAUAGUCUAGGCUAAGUAAGUAACAUAAGUGAGCGGAAUACUUGAUAUAAUCGGUCACGGAAAAGCCCCAAUGGGGAGUGAACUGAAUAAUAAUGUAAUGUAAUGUAAUUACAUAGAAGUAGUUACGAGUUUCAUACAGUUUACAAAGCCGAGGUUGGGUUUUGUUCUUUACCAUUUAUUGUCAAUUCGCAAGGGGGGUGAACAGCUACUGACUUUGUGUAUUCUGAUGAAAUCAUUGUCUUUGCUCGCGUGUAACUUGUCUGUAACGAGUAUUUUAAGCUUUUAUUUUUAUUUUUGGAUUUUGCUGCCAGGAAGAGAAAUAUAUUUUCUAGGCUUGACGUAGGCAUUGUUUUAUCUGCGAAUGUUUACCCUGAGAUGCACGGAAUAUAUCAGAGAUGUAUUUUUAAAUGCAUAAAUGUACCAUUUUAGUGUUUCUACCUGAAUGAGCCACUACUUAAACGGCUGAAAGACGAAUAUGGUGUUGUUGGCUGGCCGAUUGCGCAAUUUCUUGGUGACGCCAUAUUUAUUCCAGCGGGCGCUCCACACCAGGUGAGUGUUAGCCUGCGAACAGGAUCUCCUAUGAUGGCCUUCUCACAUAGACCAUUGUUUUUACUGUUUCAAAUUUAUGACGCUCAGAAUCCAACGAAAUCUCACAGCGACCCUGUUGGUCCCACAUUUCUAAUAUACUCCUGGUGCCGAUUGUUCAAAGCUUGUUUAGCGCUAAGGGACCGGUCAUUAUUUAUGGCAGGGGUGGGGGCCGAAGAGAAAAUGGUGGGGUAACUGAAAAAUAAUAGUUGCUUUAGGUGGGGUGGCCAAAAAAUCCUUGCAUGCAGAGGUGGGGUAAAAAAAAAAUAACCUUACUUUAAUCACACACAAUACAAUAUAUACUACUAUCAGAGUUUAAAUAUAUGUGAUUAUUCUAAUUUUUUAAUAAAAUAUUAUUGCUUUCCAAAAUGUUGACAGAAACACCCCCCUCAACCCACCCGUAAAGGGUCAUUUUUAUAUUCAUUUACACACAAAAUCUCCAAAGACUCCAAUUACCGGACAAAUUAUAUACUGCCUAUAUAUAGGGGCUGUUUAUAUGGUGCAACUGCAAGCCAACCCCAGGGUAUACCCAAGCUGGCCCAGUUUUGGCAAGAUCCUGCCUUUGUUGUUAUUUCUUACUAAAGUUCACCUUGUGUAUAUAUGGGUAAAGAGUGGGCCCAGCUAUAGCUAAGCGAGAUCCCGCCCCUUUAGCCCUAGAUCUUGCUUCAGGAAAAGUGACCUUAAGUCUGUAGCCCCUAACUCCGGGCAUCCAGCCUCACCCCCAUAUAAACAUCCUCUUAUUACAUAUCUCAAAAAGUAUAUGUACAGUCUAUUAAAUUUUCAGGAUUUAAUUUUUGGGCAUCUACACUUGAUACUGCAUAACUAAUAUUUAUAUCCAGUAUGUGCUUGUAAACCAUGUGGACAAUUCAGGUAGAAAAUCAUGAAAUAUGCCCCAUGCCCCUUGUGAAUCUGGAGAAUCAUUCCAAUGGCUAGUUCACAAUAUGUUUAUCUCUAGCCUUUGGCAACUAGCUGUUUUUCUUUACUAGCAGAUCAUGUAUACAUGGAUAAAAUAAGAGAAAUCUAUUUACCCGUUUUACAGAUUAAUUUAAUUGUUUAUAUAAUCAUACUUGGAAUUCGGAUGGAUAUCUUUAUCUUCACACUGUAUAACAGCAACUUUUUCUCAUUAAUUUACAGUAACUUUCUAAAUUCAGAUAUUCUCACAUGGGACAAAUACUUUAGUAUCGUUGUAUUGUCUACGAAUUAAAAUAUUAAAUUGAUUUCAUAAACUUCAAGAAUUCCUUGGGAAUUCUUAAGGAAUUCCUUUAAAAUUCCGUGAUAAUACAUGUGAUUGUCUAUAGAGGAAAUUUUAGAAUUUAGAUAGUUGCAAUCAUGGGUGAGCACAUAUUUUGUGAAACUGUUUCAAAAUAAAAUUGCAUUUUAAUUAAUAAAGAAAUGCAAGAAUGUGAAAGAAACCAAAUUAUAUACAGUGAAACUUUAAAGUGGGAAAGAGAUAGGGUGGUGAAAAUACGGUUAGUGUUCUAAAAUAUUGAAGCAUAUGGUUAAUAUAUGUUUAUGGGACUAGCAUUGCACUAUCUCGUGAAAAGGGAAUAUAGCGUUGAAUACAAACUAUAAAAACCCAUUCAUAUUUCAAUUUUACAAGUAGACAAAUUUUAAGCCUUCAGAUAACUAUAAUUCUUUAUAUAGUACCUUGCUAUUGUAGGGGUAACCCAUAAUAUAAAGGCAUGACUGUUAGUGUGCUUUAAUUACUCCACAAGAAAUAAGGGGCAAGGGAUAUUGGUAAACAAGUAUUACCAAUCAAUGCUAUUCCCUUUUAAUUAUAAUGUCCACUGUGGUCAAAGCACCCUAUAAUAAUUAUUAUUUACUCUCUAACAGCAGAUACUCUCUAACAGCAAGGGCAAUUUUGUACCUUGAUGAGUAAUACGCAUACAAAAUACUAUACUGUUUCAUUACAUAUUUUAUGUCUGAACCUUUGACAUUGCAACAAAAUAGGUUUGGGUGGGGUAAAAAAUUUUUCUGGCAUUCCACCGGUGGGGUAGCUAGAAAUUUUGUUUCGAAAAAGUUGGGUAAUGAUUUUUUCCGGCUUCAUUAUACUUUCUCUUCGGCCCCCACCCCUGCCAUAAAUAAUGACCGGUCCCUAACUCCGAGUUACAAUUAACCCUGCUGUUUUGGUUUGUGUAUUUGGGUACCUCAAAACAUUAUAAAAUGAAAGCUGGAAAAAAUUAGAAAAAUAUUUCCAUAUUUGCGAAUUUACUUUGGAAUUCUUCGUUAACCUAUAGGAUCAGCUUUUGAACAACCGGCCCCUGUUCUCUUUCCAUACUAUAGCGUUUAAGCAGAUGACGAAAGUCGGGGGAGGUUGCUUUGAUACAAUUUCGUGUUUAUUUUUGUAGGUGCGAAAUUUACACAGUUGUGUCAAAGCGGCAGAAGACUUUGUUUCACCCGAGGUAAGUUUUUAACACAAAAUAAUUAAGAUCUUAUUUCUUGAUAUAAAGGUUCUGCAUCAAUUCUUAUGCAAACUAGUUAAAGGUACGUAUGCCUGGUUUGCCUGUGAAUACAGCCUUCCGGAAAGUACUCUAUAGGUCCCUGGCAGUGGCAGGAAUCGAACAUGCAGCCCUGCGAUAAUCUUGAUACUUACCAAAAACAACAUAAAUACCUGUGUCACAGAUCUUACAAUUAUUAUUAUCAUCUUUAUUAGGGUCAAUUAAUCAUAUAUUACAAAGAAAAAAUGUAUAAAAUACGUAUUCAAUCAAACUAUUAAUAGAAUAUAGACCCUAAAUGGGCAAGGUAAAAACGGGACUCAAAGAACCAUGCAAGGUACCUUCCCAAACGUUACUAAAACUAAUUUAUAUAACAUUAGACACACAAGACACAACUCUACACACACCUAGUGCACCACAAUUUACGUCCUAUGACACGAACAGUCACGAAACAAGGACCACGUACAUGACAAGUCAACAUCAUAAAUAAAAUCAACAAUACUAGAGUAUCUACGUUUAACUAAACAUUUAAAAGAACUAGGACUAGACACGGUGUCCAAACAUACAUCUUUACAUACAACGUUCCACAGUUUGACAACACGAUUAUAGUACGAAGAUUGAAAAGUGCUUGUUCUACAAAUUUGACUUUGUAGAAUGUAUAGUAGACCUUUGCAUAAUGUAAGAUCUGUGACACAGGCUACAAGAUAAAGUGCUCGUACGCCAAUAUCUUGAACACAGAGGCGAAACCCUUUUGUGUACUUUUCGGAAGGGUGAAUUGAUUCAAUUUUUGUGGUUUACAUGCAAGGGUAUACAUGUGACAUAAUCUUUGAAAUUCGAUUGGCUGCAAAGCUCAUUAAUUAUUCACGACUUUUACAGCACGUUGGUCAUUGCUUUAAAUUGACUGAGGAAUUCCGGCAUUUGUCAGAAAAACACACGAAUCACGAGGACAAGCUACAAGUAAGUUUGGAAACCUUUUACAGUAAUCAACUCGAGAGGUUUCUGCUGAUGAGUACAAUUUACUCGCUGUUAAGGCCAGUUUACACUGCACAAUUUUUGCCCAUAAAAUACUGUCGCAUGCGACCUGCUUACAACUUGAGUUACCUAACGACAACGUAGGUGAGUUGUGUGCUUGAUUUACACAGUACCACUCAAGUUGUAAGCAGGUUGAAUGAUGCGACAGUUUUAGGCAAAAGUUAUGUUGUGUAAAUGGACCUUUAACCUUGUAACUAAAAUUUUGAUCUAGACAAAAAUUUCAUUACAGCUUGAAAGAGCAUCACGCUAUAUUAUCCGCAUUUUACAACAUUUCGUAACGAAACUUUGGAAUAUUACUAAUUUUGUGAUGCUCUUUCAAGCUGUGAUGAAAUUUUUGUCUAGACUUGUCUAGAUCAAAAUUUUAGUUAUAAGGUUAAAGGUCCAUUGGCCUUUAGUUGUCACAGUUAAAAUUGUCGUUUCUUAGCUGUCUAUCAUGAAGCAUUGCUAUUUCCUGAUUUCUUGAACUUCUUGAUUCUUUCAGGUAAAGAAUAUAAUUUAUCAUGCUGUCAAGGAUGCAGUCAGUGUUCUACGUCAGCACGAGAUCGCGUCACGAACUGAAGAGGCUGGUAACGAGAAUGUAUAAUUUUGCACACAUGUAUAUUGUAAUAUAAUAUCAAAUACUUUUGAAUAUAUUUUUGUACAGACUUUAGGAUUUCAAGCAAUGCACAUUCGCAUUCCAUGCUUAUAUAUGACGAACAAAAUAUUUAUAAUAGGGACAUUGUUCACGCUAUUGGUAUUACUUUAAAACCAUUGUUUUUAUUAGUUGUAAAAUAGUGUACUUCGUAUUUGAGGGUUUUUUGCUCAGAUGAAAUUAGGUCGCUCCUUGUAACUGAGCUCACAUAGCUUCGUAACCAUAUAUUAUGCUUUUGUCGUCAAUUAUCUUAUCAAAUAAACAGCCUACAAAGGUGGUAAUGACUUUUAAAAAGGCAGUGUAUGAAAUUCUUGCAUUACGGACUAUUGCCAAAUACUACGGUCCAGUAAUCCAAAGCUCUGGAUCAACAGGCUAGCACAAACGUGGUCAAAAUUGAACAAGUCUUAAGCUACGGAUACACAGGCAAUACUUUUCUGGCGAUGGCAAUGCAAUGGUGGUAAAAUCGUUGCAUUGCCGUCGCGAGAAAGAAAUUGCUUGUGUAUCAUGCACUGCGACGGCAACGCAAAGCUGCGCGCAAUCGUUGUCGAAAUUUCAAAUCAUUUGAUUUUCGGCAAUGAUUGCCGAAAAUUGGGAGGUGUGGUCAAGGAAGGUCAAGGUUGAUGAAUGACACGUUUCUUGACCAGCCAAUGAAAAGCGUUAUGAAGACAUAUAUUGCAGGUGAAAUAUUGCAGGUGUAGCCAACUUGUGCGACGGCAACGCAAUGCUGUUAUCACCCAUUGCGUAACCAUCGCAGCAAAAGUAUUGCUCGUGUAUCCGAAGCUUUACAGCAAAGGAAUUUAAUUUUCCCAAGAUGGACGAGGGGUGAAACCAAAGAGGCGGUAAUAGGGGGAUUCAAGGUUUCCGACGCCAUAACGAAACACAAUAGUGCAAGGGGUGCAAACCAAUGGUGAAAACAAUAGAUUCAAGAUGGCAUCGGAAACCGUGAAUCCCCCUAUUGAAGAGGGCCCCCUAUACCUCUUCACAAUAUGCUUUCACGUAAAAAUAUUUUGUCUUUUCACGAGUCACGGAUUAAGAAAAUCAUCGAUCACGUUUCACGGCUAAGUAAAAUAAGCCCUUCACGCAAAAAGUAUAGGGGGCCCUCUAUUGAAGGGAGUUGUUUGAGAGGUUUCAUGGUGUGGGGUGACCUUUAUUACAGAAUACAAAAUAGUGGGAUUUUGGAUUUCAAUAAGGAAUGUACGUGGCCAUCAUAAAGAAGAAGAACUAUCCAUUCUCCUCCGCACAGGCCUUUUAUUGACGAUUUUAUUUUAACACGCGGGCUGUAUACCUUGAUGGCGUCAAAGGCAUUUCGGGUGAUCGGUACGCCGCGGGGUAGCAAGGAAUUAAAAGAUAGUCACAAAUUACCCGCAUGGCUAACAAUUCGUGGGUGUAUAGCCCGCGUGUUUAACUAAAAAGUAAAAACGCCUCUUCGAAAGAGAGAGAGAGAAAUAUUAUGAAGUUUGUACAUGAUAAUGAAUAGACACUUCUGAAUUUGUUUUAGUCACACAAAAAAAUAGCUUGAAAUUAAGGCGGACAAUGUAAUCCAUUGUGAAUAAAUACCUGUACAGUGCGUAUAAAAAAAAACCUGAACCAUUCAAAUUCAAAUUAGCUAUAACGUAUUGUACUGAGUUUUGUCCCAUGAGUACAAGAAUAUACCAACCAUUAAUUCAAAGCAAUUAGAGCUGUCAAAUUACUACAAACGUUCUAGCUAAUUUGAAAGGUUCAGUUUUUUUUAUACACACUGUAGUUUGAUAUGAAGUUUGUGCAUGAUAAUGAAUAGACACUUCUGAAUUUGCUUGAGCACACACAAAAACAACAGCUUGAAAUUAAGGCAGACAAUGUAAUCCAUUGUGAAUAAAUAGUUUCAUUACCAGCCAGCAAAUCGGGAAUUGUUCACUCAUGAGAUUUAUGAACCUUAAAGUCUUUGCAUAAAAUAUUAUAACAAGGGU